This is a messenger RNA of Trichomonas vaginalis G3, 792 nucleotides long. RefSeq names its product protein serine/threonine kinase protein. NCBI's taxonomy places the organism in Eukaryota, Parabasalia, Trichomonadida, Trichomonadidae. Gene Ontology annotation, biological process: protein phosphorylation. The record is from RefSeq and is a predicted model, not a curated record. The transcript has a single exon. Gene Ontology annotation, molecular function: ATP binding; protein kinase activity. Bases 1 to 792 code for a protein of 263 amino acids.
AUGAUCCAGCAUACAACAGAGAAUUUGCACUUAAAAUUCAAUAAAAACGAGAUUGAUUGCAUGAAAGAAGUAGACAAUAAUAAUAUCGUUCGCUUAUAUGACUAUGACUACUAUGACGGCUCAGUUUAUUUAAUGAUGGAAUUUUGUCCAACUUCAUUAGAUAAAUUCAUCAGAAAGAAACGCGUAUUAACACGUGAGCAGCUUUUAAAGUACUCUUAUGGAGUUCUGAAGUCAAUUAAAGCUUGCCAUCGCUUCAAUGUUGCUCAUCUCGAUAUUAAGCCUGCAAACUUCCUAAUUGAUAACUACGACAGAAUAAGAGUCUGCGAUUUCGGAUUUUCUGCAAUUCAUCAAGAUGAACAUCUUGAAGAGAAUUGCGAAGGAUCAGUUCCAUUUAUGCCUCCAGAAGUUAUUCUUGGCCAUCCGCAUGAUCCAUUCAAAGCAGAUGUUUGGGCCAUUGGUGUUACAUUCUUCAUCAUGUCUACAGGUAAAUUCCCUUGGGAAGGAGAUGACAGAAAAACUCUUUGCGACAAUUUAUUGAAGGAACCACCGAGAACAGAGCUGAUCCAAUGCAAGGAUUAUGCAGAGGUCAUCGAGAAAUGCUUGGCAAAGGAUCCAAAUGAAAGACCUUCCAUAGACGAACUCUUAGAAUUACCAUUAUUCAAAACACCUCAUUUCGAUUUCAAGCCAGCGCAUAGGAAUUCAAUGAUUAGCCAUUUACGAGCAAUGAGACAUAGAUCUCUGCCUGCUUUGAUCGUUUCUCCUGUUGUUUGCAGAUCGAGAACAAGCCUCUAA